Molecule: messenger RNA, 819 nt
Organism: Ruditapes philippinarum (Manila clam)
Lineage: Eukaryota; Metazoa; Mollusca; Bivalvia; Venerida; Veneridae
Product: dentin sialophosphoprotein-like
Exons: 1
Coding region: 1-819 (272 amino acids)
Source: RefSeq, a predicted model, not a curated record
AUGAGACCAGUCACUAGAGGGCAGAAAAUCGAAGGGGUGUCACAGCAAUCAGAUGUAGAGAGUGAGUUUGAAGAUGAGGGAGGAAAAGAUGAUAAUAGCAGCCUGAGGGGAGCAGUGAAGUCUAGACGUGGAGAAACCUCUCCUUCUGAUUCAACUGACUUUAGCAGAAAUGAGGCGCAACGUACAGAUGGUGGUAUGAUACCCGAUGAUCAGGGCUCCCAGGCAGACGAAAGUGAGCACAGGGCUGAGACAGACUUCAGUGACCAUGAGGAGGAAGCAGAUGACAGUGACCAGCAUCUAGACAAUGACAGUGAAAGCGAAGUAAUAUUUUCAACAAGACCAAAAGGUGCAGAGACACAGAACCUUGUUAGUGACGGGGACGAUGAGCCCCUUAAGAAAAUUAGCUGUAUGUUGCAACGCCAAGCUGAACAACAGGAAAAUAUUUUAAACUCGUUCUUGUCUAAUAUGACCGAUGUUCUUGAGAAAUUUCAGGCUAGACGUGCAAAUAACAGUGAACACCCUGAAGGGAUAUAUACGGAAGAGAUUUCAUUGGGUAGGGCUGAACAGACGAACUCCAGAACAGACAUCCCGAUGGGUAGACCCGACACAGAUGUGAGGCACCCAACUCACAAACAGAGAUCAUGGCAUAAAAGAGAUUCGACACCAGGACGCAAAGCUGGUAACUUAAAUGGCAGCACGGAAGACAAUUACGAAAUUCAAAGAGACCACCGACUUUCAUAUGGAGCAAGCAGGUCAGAAACUGACAGAGAAGGCGACAUGGAGACCAAUGGCGCUAAGAAGGAAAGCUGGACUAUGUGA